AUCCGUCGCCUGCUGCAAACCGCUACAGCUUAAGCUCUAACCAAGCAAGUCUUACUCCAGUUUCAAUGAGUCCCCAGCCUUGUCCAAAGUCCUUUUUGAAUAGGAUCCGUAAACACAGCAUCCUUAGUGUUACAAAUAUUCAUCACAGUUUUUCAGAUAAAGAUCAAACUCGAACAAUUAGCUUUGAUGAUAUCCUGAAACGUAACCUUUCCUCUAGAAAAUGCAGACAAAAUAAUAAGGUUAAUGAAACAGAGAAGAACGAAGAGGAAACAUCACGUAUUAUAGCAUCUCUGGUGCACUCUAACCAGUCAAUCAAACAAAGAAGGAUGAGUUUAGAUGAUUUUAUCAAAUUGAAUGGGAAAAAAAUCAGAAUGAGAAAUGCAAGGGAGGAAAGUCAAGGUUAUAUGUCUGACAUGUCAACCAAAAGCGAAGGGAUCGAUGAAACAAGCUUUAUGGGGAGACUUUCACCCCGAUUAGCACAUUACUCAGCGCCAUCGUUCACUGAAUUUCACUCUAUCAAGGAACAAUCUUUUGAACAAGCCUCGUCCUCAGAUAGCCUCAGUUGUGAUGUCAACGUAGGUGAGACAAAAGUAGACAUUUCUCCUUUAGCUCAACAAGCAUCUGGACAGUCAGAUUGUGAAAGUAUUGAAGAAAAGCCCAUUAAAGAUGUCUCAAGUCCUAUUCCCUUACCACAACUCAAAAAUUCCUCUGAGCGACAAAAUCCAAUAGAAGAAAAUAUUGUUUGCGAACUCCAAGCGAGAGCAAACGACGAAAUACCAUAUCAAACUAAUCAAUCAAAAGCGAAUAUAAAUUUAGACAAUAUCACUCCAGUAAUUCCAAAUGUUCGUCUGGAAGUUUCUAGUUCUGUAGAAGCUACUUCAUUACCAUCAGUGUGUGUAGCCCCUAAGUUAUGUGAUAUCUCUGAAAUUAAUCUUCUUACUUUGCCGAGUAAAGAUCCUUCAAAACAUCAUGUACCAGAAUUUUCCACUCCAAAGAUACUAAUUACAACCAACAUGAGCUCCUGUGAUUCUGAAGAGACUAGCCCUCCUAGAACUCCAAACACCAAGCCUUCUUCAAUGGCCUACCUUAGUCCUUUGACCGCAAUGUGCCCUUCUACUGAUAGAACCAUCUCUGAAUCCAAUCUUAGUACGUCUGGUUAUUCCUCUCUGUCGAGCCCCGGCAUGUCCAGAUGCAAUUCCAGUAGCCCCUUAGCUGAGGAACUGGACGUUGGUGCAAAAAAGUUAUAUCUGGCUCAAAAAGCUUCCCAUUUUCUUUCUCCUAGUCUAAUUACAAGUAAGUGUGAAAAUGCCUUUCAUUUUCCUUCUCAGCAAAUUUAUUCAUAUCUACAAGUUAAAAAUCACCCAGACCCCUCUUGUUUUCCACAGCGGCGAGCAUCUGUUGGUGAAGCAUUGUUUCCUCCUACAAAAGAUAUAGAUCGUCACUUGUGUAGAAAGAAGCUAAGCAAGCGUAUUUCCUACCAGACAACAAGUACUGAAGACUCUAUAGAUGAUGAAGGAAUUGUAUUAGACCGUAUUGAGAUUAAAAUUAAACAAGGAAAGGUAACAAGUGCAAAAGAGCUUGAGAUGUCAGUAGCUUCUGAAAAAUACCAGAAACCAGAAAGAGAUAUCACCUUACAUAAUAAGUGUCGAAAACCAUCUCCUCUAAGUUUGGAGCUUCCAGAUAUUUCAACUACGUGUUUAUCAGAGAAACAUCACCCAGCAGUAAGAAGUAGUCCUAAAUUGAAGAAAGGCGACAAGUCAAAAAAAAUCACCGACCAUGGACGGACAAGUGUCUGUAGCUCCCCUAGUGUUACACCCAUAAAUGAAAGACUUUCAGAAUGUCACGAAGGUAAGCUGCCACGAAACUCUUCAAAAACUAGCAUGGGUAACCACAUAAUUUCAUCGUCAGAUGACGACUUAGAUUCUCAUGAACCACGACAGAAGUCGCCACGAAGACCACACAAAAGGCAUGAGACCUCGUUUAGUCCUAGCUUAACGCACCAUAAAGCUGAAAGUCCGACCACUCCACGGUCAAUAAGCUUGACCGAGAACCGAUACCGAAAAUAUAAGGAAAACUCCUCUUGGCCACUUAAUCGAAUUGUGCUUUCUUCCUCUUCAGAAUCAAUUCUUUCAACUGCUGAAGAUAAUUUGACGACAGAUUAUUCUACAGACGGAGAAAAGUUUCGGCAAAAGCUCAGGUUAACCACUGAUGUAUCAAACAAAAUCCAAGAAACAUUUCUUAAUGUCCCAAAGGAACUUAAAACUAGGGAAGCUGUCACGCCUGAAUCACGUGUAAUAGUUUCUUUGCCCACUAGCAGUAGGGCAAGACAGCAAAGUUGGACUCUUUACAGACAGCGGUCGCAACCUGAACAGAACAGAACGAGAGGAGGACUUACCUCACUAGAUUCAGUUGAAAGUUCUAUUCCUAGUGACAGCGACGACGAUCACCUAUCUACGAAAACGACAAAACCACAGCUGCAAGUUCUUAACAAAGUACACCUUACACCUCAUCCUGUUUUCCGACGCCAGGAAGCGCUAACCGAGGAUGACGGCAGUGACGAUUCCAGCAGCGAGACGACGGUGCUGCUCAAGAAACCAGCAUCCCCUAAUGUUGCGCCUACCAAAAAUGUAAAAAGUGUUACCAUUGGCACAUCGACAGAUCCUGACGCAGAGCCCUCCCAGAAGAAUAUAGCGGUUCAUCAAAAGGAUGAUAUCCGUCUUAGUCAUGCGUGAAAGUCACAUCUUAGAAUGGUGUUCAACAGAAUAAUAUAUAUAUUGACUGACCAGAAAUAAGAAUCUUAAACCAGAAGGAAAACCAGCCUUUCCUCGGCUAUUUCGUAAUGAACUGCGAUUAAAAAUCGUACUUACAGACUAUCUCAGAAUUGCUUAGAAAGAAGGAUUUGUGUUGGUAGUCAACACAUACAAGCGCGAACUGUACGUAACAUUACCAAUUUUUUGCGAUUUAAACAAACUUAAUUUAUCACCAAAGAGAAAAUAUGGGUCUAACUUAACUUUUUAACCCAUUGGAAGCUAGAAUUGAAAAACGUCUAAAGCAAAUCCAGACCCAACUUUUAACGUAUAAAAAUCACCCAGAUCUAAAAUCUUGAGAGUGAACUACCUGUGAGCUUAUCGGAUCGAUAUUUAUCAGCCUAUGUUUACAAUACCACUCCUAUUAAAAAUCGAAUUUAUAUCAGAGAUAUAUUUACAGUCAAAGUAGAAUUCAAAUUAAUGGCAAAAAUAUUAUUGUUACACACAGACUAAAGCCUUAAAUAUGCUCAAGUGAAUUAGAUUUUUAUAGGACAUUGGUAAUACCAUUAUAGAACUUAGUUGGCACAUCAAAUAUUCAAAGACAGAAGUAAUGAAUUUGGUAAUUAGACGUUUUACUCAACAGAUAUAUCGUUAUCACACUUAUGACUAGAAGUUUCAAAACUUUUACUAAAUAAAUUAGCUUAUUUUAUGCAUUCUUGAAACAUUCUCUUAAGAUUUUCGACUACUGUCUUCUUAAAUGACUUGACGUUAUAAACUGUAUACAUGUAAAUUAAUGUUCUUGAUUUUCUAAACUUGUUCCAGUUCUUCUCGCAAAACCGAUAAUGCUAUUAGGCUUAACAGUAUAGGUAACUCUAACGCGAAAAGUAAAUUAAC
Limulus polyphemus (Atlantic horseshoe crab) is the source of this 3641-nucleotide messenger RNA. RefSeq lists its product as uncharacterized. The annotation marks the transcript as partial. The record is from RefSeq and is a predicted model, not a curated record. NCBI's taxonomy places the organism in Eukaryota, Metazoa, Arthropoda, Merostomata, Xiphosura, Limulidae. The transcript is spliced from 3 exons.